AGCAGUGCCUAUUAAGUGAGUGUAGAAGAUGGACGUACGCGAAGUGAAAUAAAAAUAGAGAAGCCACGCUUGGAAAGCAAACAAGAUGAAGACGAUAUUGGAAAUGGCCAGCAGAUAGAAGAGGCAGCAAGAGUCGCGACGGAGUGCGGGAGGACAACACGCUAAUCCCGAGGACAACAGUGAGGACACACACGCACACAAGAAAAGAAACGAAAAGAAAAGAAAACGUCAUGAAGCCCGACAUAUUAACGCUCUGCAUCCUGGCAACGACGAUCCUGGCCAGCACACGUCACGUCAUUGGCUUUCUGACUUCCCAGACGUCGUCAUCGUCGCUGGCAUCUUCAGCUGGCAUAGCAGGCAAUGCCAUUGGCCCAGCAUCAGUUGUGGAGCAACAGCAGCAGCAGCAGCAGGAGAAUGAUGUGGUGAUACAACCGCGUCGACACUUGGACGCAACGUUGGAAGCGUAACGUUUACGAUCCCGGCGAUGAGCUGCUGCAAGCCCUCAACACGGAACUGGGGCUGGCCAUGCCAGAGCCAGAGGAGCCAGACUACGUGAAUGCUGUGAAUCCCAAUACGAAUGCGAUUGCGAUUGCGAAUGAGCUCGAGGUGGCCAGCAAGUUCGAAUUGCUGAAGAAGCUCGAGGACGAUUUGCGUGCUGAGCAGGAACUUGUCGACAAAUCCGCUUUGCUCAUGAAAAUGCUUGAGGAUCCGACAUUGGACACGCUGCCGUUGGUCUAUGUGGAGGAGGAGGAACCGGCAGCAAUUACUGCUGUUGCUGGCAACGAUGACUAUCCGGAGCUCGAGACGGGUUUGCAGAGUCUGGUGCUUGGCCAGACCAAGCCGAAACGUUCGCGUUACUAUCGUCGUUAUCCCUGGAAGCGUCACAAUCGAAACCGCGGUUCUUACAUGAAUUCUAUCAACAGCAACUAUGAACCGGAAUUGCGUUACGCCUGCACCCCAAGCAAGGAGGAUAUCUUCAAACUUCUGGUCAAUCUGCAUGAGAAUCGCAAGGGAAAUCACAGCAAGACGGUCAACUUUUGUAAUCGCAAGCGUCCUGCUAAGGCCGUGUUUACCAACAUACGAUUCCUGGGCUAGAUUUGGAUACGGAAUACGAAUAUGAUGGACACACACACACUGAGACACAAUACACAAACAGGUACACACACACAUACACACAUAUGUAUACCAAGCAUCAAUUGUACAUUGCUGACAAAGUCAAGCGCGAAAACUGGAGAACAACAAGCACUAACAAUUAGUUAACUAAACUAAACGAAACUAACAUUAAAGUAAUUAACCAAACUAUUAAGUACUUAGAAAAACCUCCCGCACUUGGUAGCAAUUUUUGAAUGUAUUCGCACCUCUAAGCUAGACAAAAUUACCCCUAACCUUACCACACACACACAUACAUAAAAUUACACUAAACCCCUUCCCCCUAAAUGUGUUGUAUAUAUACCGAGAUAAAAACAAAAUAUAUAAAGUUUUAAUAUUGUGUGUUUACAA
Drosophila sulfurigaster albostrigata is the source of this 1500-nucleotide messenger RNA. RefSeq lists its product as uncharacterized. The transcript has 5 exons. Lineage: Eukaryota; Metazoa; Arthropoda; Insecta; Diptera; Drosophilidae. The record is from RefSeq and is a predicted model, not a curated record. The coding region runs from base 526 to 1095 and encodes 189 amino acids.